Anisakis simplex (herring worm) is the source of this 441-nucleotide messenger RNA. The record is from the annotation of a GenBank genome assembly. NCBI's taxonomy places the organism in Eukaryota, Metazoa, Nematoda, Chromadorea, Rhabditida, Anisakidae.
GCUCAUGAUACGGAAACAUCCGAAGAGUCUAGUGGUGAUGUGGCGGUGUUCGUGAGCAGUGACGAAGGCAGUGGAAUGGACGAGAUUGAACGUGUCGACAACGAGACUUGUAUUCCGUUGUUGCCUUGCGUUACCAACACGGAUUGCAGUACAAUAGCCGGCAGAGGGAACUGCGUUGGUUUGAAUGUUGCUAAGUGCAACUGUGGUGCAUGCGCUUCGUUCUCACCGUGCCGUACUGACGCAAAUUGCGGUGGACUUGAGGGUGCUUGCAAUAAUCAGACAUUCAGAUGCGAUUGUGAUCAAGGUUUCAAAGCGAACGGAAUAACGGGUGGUCUUUUCGAUGCCCUUUUCAAUUUCUGUUUGAAUCAAGAUUGCGACCCAGACGAUUCGAGCGUAUGUUUCGGACUGCCAUGCAUGAAAGGUCUUUGCUCGUGCAAUUGA